AUGCCGCAUCUCCCCCUCUUUCUUCUAUUCCUACAGUACCCCCUAAUCCAAUCCAGCGGCUACCUUGAACUCCUUCUGAAAUCCGCAUUCCCCCUCAACGCCUCCAUCGAAUUCUCCGAUGACAUCUAUUUCCCCACCAACAAACGUGUCUACAACCUGUCCUUUGGCGUCGACGAGCUCCGAAUGCUCACGAAUAUUCCGGUGACAUUCCACCGUCCGGCUACCGUACUCAUAACGAGUGGCGCCGUCGAGAAAUUCGGAUUGAAGUUUGAAACGAUUCGAUCUGAGAGAUGGGAUACGAGAGUGAUGACGAUCAGUCCUGAGAGGAUUCAUUUACCGUUCAGUGGAUUCGUUAUUGAUAUCAAGUGUGAUAGAAACUGGUACGGCCCCUAUUGCGACCAAUACUGUAACAACAAUCUCGCCGAGACCGUCAACCGUCGAUGCACCGAUUCCGGCACCCUCGGGUGUCCCCUCUACUCUUACGGUCCAAAAUGUAACCAACGAAUCCACGGACCCGAGUGUGAAUGUCAAAAUAAGGGCGUGUGCGUUUCAAGUUUCCCGAAAAAUUCCACUGGGGUUACUGUAGAUGAGUUGGUAUGCGAGUGUCCGUAUGGAUAUGUGGGGAAGCGAUGUGAGCAGAAGGAAUACGAGUAUGCGGCUCCGAUUACUGUAGAAAUGCACGGAUUUCAGAGGAAAUCGGAUUUGAUGGAACAGUUUUAUAAUCAAAGUCUUGUUGUGAAUGAGUUGAACGUUUUUCGGUGGAUUUGA
Caenorhabditis remanei is the source of this 768-nucleotide messenger RNA. RefSeq lists its product as uncharacterized. The transcript is spliced from 2 exons. Gene Ontology annotation, cellular component: membrane. NCBI's taxonomy places the organism in Eukaryota, Metazoa, Nematoda, Chromadorea, Rhabditida, Rhabditidae. Gene Ontology annotation, molecular function: Notch binding. The record is from RefSeq and is a predicted model, not a curated record. Gene Ontology annotation, biological process: cell fate specification; cell communication; Notch signaling pathway. The coding region runs from base 1 to 768 and encodes 255 amino acids.